UCUGUGUAAAGGGAAUAAGAAACUGACAAAGAGGCCGAAAUCCAACAAAGAGUUGCAGAGCGAUAGAUAGAAAGAUAAGAGGUGGAAUUUUCUCAUCGCAUCUCCCGUUUAUUUUACUUUCGAUCACUUGCACAAUAAGAGCAUUUACGUUUGAACUUUCUGAUUCAUUGAGCAGGACGAAUACAUCGAGAGUCUAAUGAGCCACUGUCACACCAAACUGAACAACCGAACUGGGCAGUGCAACAAUAUCCAAUAUAUGACAAUGGACAAUUCAAAUGAGAAGCAUGAUGUUGACGAACUGAGUUCAAAUAUCCAAGAUAUUACGAAGGAAGAGAACUUCAAACAGGAAGAAACUUCCAUGACAACAGUGAGACAAUGCGCUAAUGGAGGCGAAACAGGAACCUCGGAUAACAAUGGAAUGGAAUAUAAACCUUCAGAAAAAUGGAGGAUUCUGAAGAACAUAUCAGUGAUCAGCUUAGCAUUUAUGGUCCACUUCACAGCGUUCCAAGGCGCAGGUAAUCUACAGAGUUCCGUCAACGCUGCCGAGGGCCUCGGAACGGUGUCUCUCGCAACAAUUUACUUCUCCCUUAUUCUCUCCAACGUCUUCCUGCCUGUCGUGAUGAUAAGGCGCCUGGGCUGCAAGUGGGCAGUGGCUGUCUCCUUCAUCGCGUACAUGCCUUACAUCGGGGCACAGUUCUACCCCACAUUCUACACCAUGAUACCGGCUGGACUCCUGGUGGGGCUUGGCGGAGGCCCCCUCUGGUGUGGCAAGUGCACCUAUCUCAGCGUCGUGUCCGAGAUCUACUCCGAACUCACGGGCGUCCCUGCGGACACGGUGGUCGUUCGCUUCUUCGGCUUCUUCUUCAUGAUCUUCCAGCUAGCUCAAGUCUGGGGUAACCUCAUUUCAUCAACAGUGUUCUCCAGCGGAGAUUCGAACAGGACGCUAUUCAAUAACGUGUCCGAAAUAUGUGGCAGUAACUUCUGUCCAGGAAACGCAGCCAACGAGAAUUCUAACAUGCAGAGGCCACCUGACGAACAAAUCUAUAUGGUAGCAGGGAUCUACCUCGCGUGCAUGGUUUCUGCGUGUAUCAUCGUAGCUGUUGGAGUCGACAGUCUCAGAAGGUACAAAGAAGGGACACGUGAAGGCAGCGGAACAGGAUUAUCUGGUUUCAAACUCCUGGCCAUCACGCUGAAACUCCUGAAGGAACGCAACCAGCUUCUCAUCAUCCCAAUCACAAUGUUUCUGGGAGUAGAUCAAGCUUUCCUUGGUGCCGACUACACAGCCGAGUAUGUGGCUUGUGCGUGGGGGAUCUCCAACAUCGGCUAUGUGAUGAUCUGUUAUGGGAUAACCAAUUCCAUAUCAGCCAUCGGCACUGGCUCUUUGGUCAAAAUGACAGGUCGGGUUCCGGUGGUCUGCUGCGCAUUUCUGUUACACCUGGGUCUCCUUAUCGGUCUGCUCACAUGGGCCCCCACUCCGGACGACAACAUUCUGUUCUUCGUGGUCAUAGGGCUAUGGGGCAUAUGCGACGGUGUCUGGCUAGUGCAAAUUAAUGUGUGCUCCAGACGAACGUUUUCAGUCAUAGGUCCAGUGGUUGAGAUCAGCUCUGUCAAACGGAGCAGCAACCUUUUUUCCUUCAUACCUGAUAGUGGAAGCAGAACCAGCUUCUGGAGUAUGGUUCGAAAAAACUUACUAAAACCGUCAAUAUCCAAAACACAUGUUAGUUAUUGCUAUACAUCAGCUUCAGAAACCUCUUGAUGUUACCUCAUGUAAAGUUUACAUUAACUGACGCUCCUCCUUUGUGUUAAAAGGGGCUCAGAAAUGUCUUGCAAGAGUAAUUCACCUAACAUUUCUGUGCUAAUAAAUAGUAUGUAAAAAAGAUCUGAGGUUCUCACAAUUGUGACUAUAAGGAUUACUGUUUACUGGGAUGUGAUGCCAUGUGAUGUCUGGUAAAUAUUUACCAAACUUUAGCAGAAAUAUGUUGCUUUCAUCUUCUAUCCUGAAGGUGAGGGGAACACAUUUCUCCAAAAUGUCACUAGUUCUCACAUUCCCAAAGACAGUAACUUCAAAAGGAUUAUUCAUGCUCAUGGAGCAUUCUGAAUUCUUUCUACACUUUUAAGCAUCCUGUAACCAAUACAAAACGCAUAAUUUGGACCUGUAUAAGACAAACGAGGAAAAGAGAUAUGUGCUUGCAAAAUAAAGGAUUGUGCAGUAACAGAAAAGACUGGAAAAUUCUUAUUCAUCAAGCCACAUAUAAAAGGAGUGAUGUUAAAUGCUUUACUUCCACAACACUUAUGGUUUUCAACACAGCUCAGAAUGGAAGACCUGUACUAAACUCAUCCCUCAACUCUGAAGAUGAAGGUAACAGGUUUCUCCACAGUGCUGCAACAUAACUACCACUACAUGCUGUCACAUUCCAAAAGACAGUGACGUUUUUCUGGGCUGAUUUCAUAAAGAGAUUAAUUAGAACUGCAUACUGUUUAAUAUUACUUUUGGUGUAAAUUAACCUAAUUUUUAUACUGAUGAUGAAUUCUCUAAUUAUUAACAUCAACUGUGUGAAAUGUGAGUUCUCACUGUCCCUCAUACUUAGCACAUCUUAUUUCUCCCUUUCCAUCUCCCCCACACUACCCUUUGCAUCAGCCCUUGUUAAUGUUGGGCCAUUUCUCUCACCCAGUGCACUGAAAUAAGCUCUCUGAGGUGUUUCUUUGCUCUCUCUUUCUCCCCUCUACAUCCCUUUUCCUGCUGCUAGUUGACUCAGAGUCAUGAUUCUUCCAAACCUUUCUAUACUUGAAAAAGAAAACGUAUAUUCUUUCACUAAUGUCCUCAUUCCCAUCAGCCAGUUUAAAGCCCUGGACACAGAGCUCUCUCCCCCUGCACCUGUACCAUACGUUCCAUGCUUCACUUACCCUUCUACCCUGAUGAUGGACCCAACACAUUUCACUGAAAUAUCAGCA
Cryptotermes secundus is the source of this 2952-nucleotide messenger RNA. RefSeq names its product UNC93-like protein. Gene Ontology annotation, molecular function: potassium channel regulator activity. The record is from RefSeq and is a predicted model, not a curated record. The coding region runs from base 197 to 1756 and encodes 519 amino acids. The transcript is spliced from 6 exons. Gene Ontology annotation, biological process: regulation of potassium ion transport; regulation of muscle contraction. Gene Ontology annotation, cellular component: striated muscle dense body; plasma membrane. Lineage: Eukaryota; Metazoa; Arthropoda; Insecta; Blattodea; Kalotermitidae.